AUGCCUCGAUAUCGUCCCGUCCUCUUCUCCCUCGCACUGCUGCUCAUCUCCGUCUCUGUCACCCUCCCCUUCCUCACCUUCCGCCUGCCGCCUCUCCAUCUCCCCGCCCUCGCUCGCCGCGACCUUCGCCGCUUCUUCCGCUCGCCUUUUAUUUCCCACCAGCAGCAGCAGCAGCAGCAGCCUUUCGAUUCUCGUUCACCUGAGCGUGUCGAACUUGAGAAGCCGUUUGAGGCUCGGCAAACCGAGCCUAGCAUGGAGCGUUCGCUCGUCCCUUUCCGUUCGCUCGUCCCUUUCCGUUCGCUCGUCCCUUUCCGUUCGCUCGUCCCUUUCCGUUCGCUCGUCCCUUUCCGUUCGCUCGUCCCUUUCCGUUCGCUCGUCCCUUUCCGUUCGCUCGUCCCUUUCCGUUCGCUCGUCCCUUUCCGUUCGCUCGUCCCUUUCCGUUCGCUCGUCCCUUUCCGUUCGCUCGUCCCUUUCCGUUCGCUCGUCCCUUUCCGUUCGCUCGUCCCUUUCCGUUCGCUCGUCCCUUUCCGUUCGCUCGUCCCUUUCCGUUCGCUCGUCCCUUUCCGUUCGCUCGUCCCUUUCCGUUCGCUCGUCCCUUUCCGUUCGCUCGUCCCUUUCCGUUCGCUCGUCCCUUUCCGUUCGCUCGUCCCUUUCCGUUUCGCUCGUCCCUUUCCGUUCGCUCGUCCCUUUCCGUUCGCUCGUCCCUUUCCGUUCGCUCGUCCCUUUCCGUUCGCUCGUCCCUUUCCGUUCGCUCGUCCCUUUCCGUUCGCUCGUCCCUUUCCGUUCGCUCGUCCCUUUCCGUUCGCUCGUCCCUUUCCGUUCGCUCGUCCCUUUCCGUUCGCUCGUCCCUUUCCGUUCGCUCGUCCCUUUCCGUUCGCUCGGUCCCUUUCCGUUCGCAUCGUCCCUUUCCGUCGCUCGUCCCUUUCCGUUCGCUCGUCCCUUUCCGUUCGCUCGUCCCUUUCCGUUCGCUCGUCCCUUUCCGUUCGCUCGUCCCUUUCCGUUCGCUCGUCCCUUUCCGUUCGCUCGUCCCUUUCCGUUCGCUCGUCCCUUUCCGUUCGCUCGUCCCUUUCCGUUCGCUCGUCCCUUUCCGUUCGCUCGUCCCUUUCCGUUCGCUCGUCCCUUUCCGUUCGCUCGUCCCUUUCCGUUCGCAUCGUCCCUUUCCGUAUCGCUCGUCCCUUUCCGUUCGCUUCGUCCCUUUCCCCUUUCGCUCGUCCCUUUCCGUUCGCUCGUCCCUUUCCGUUCGCUCGUCCCUUUCCGUUCGCUCGUCCCUUUCCGUUCGCUCGUCCCUUUCCGUUCGCUCGUCCCUUUCCGUUCGCUCGUCCCUUUCCGUUCGCUCGUCCCUUUCCGUUCGCUCGUCCCUUUCCGUUCGCUCGUCCCUUUCCGUUCGCUCGUCCCUUUCCGUUCGCUCGUCCCUUUCCGUUCGCUCGUCCCUUUCCGUUCCGUUGUCAGGCGAAAUAUUCGCAGCUGGUUCGGCAGCAUACAGCCCUCACAUUGGCCCAUUCAGCCCUCCUGUUCCAAGCCGAGCAGCAGCAACGCACCAUUGGUUCACUGCAAACCCAAUCAGAAAAUGCCAGCUUGGCGAUCAACCCUGUGAUGUCCACCGGUUCACCUCAAAGAGCACAUGAUAUGCAUGAAGCAACGCCGAGCCGUGCGAGUGCUUCUGAGGCACACUCUUAUAACGAACGUUCUACUAACGGGUCUGCCGAAGGCCCUGAAGCUGCCAGGGGAGUUUCCAGCACAGAUGCAAGCAGCUCAGUCUCAGGGGCGCCAGAGUUGCCUGCCGAACCAAAAUCUGACGAUUCCGAAGCUGCGAGUUCAGGCUCGGUUGCAGGUGCGGAGGGUGAGUGCGAGAGUGCGCUGAUGGCGUGCCAGCAGCAGCAGGAGCUGAUGAAACUGGCCGGGGGAGGUGGGGAGGGAGGCGAGGGCGGCGAGGGGGGAGUGGGAGACAUGGUGCAGGAGCUGGCAGCGGGCAUGAAGAGCCUCGACGCGUCCUUCCGCCUCGCGCUGGUGAGUGCAAGGGGGGGGGCAGUGCGAUGGGGGCGGUGUGAUGGGGGCAGUGUGAUGGGGGCAGUGUGA
Closterium sp. Naga37s-1 is the source of this 2076-nucleotide messenger RNA. Lineage: Eukaryota; Viridiplantae; Streptophyta; Zygnematophyceae; Desmidiales; Closteriaceae. The record is from the annotation of a GenBank genome assembly.